CCUGAAGAUAUUUUAACCACAAAUCUCAAUGUCCUUAUCCGAGACCGAAUCAUUCAGCCAAUUCUCUGUGAGAACCAGAAUAUCAGGGAUUGUGUCCCUCACCCAGAUAUCAGGAAGGUCCAAACUGAGACACAAACAUAGACACAGCCAGGAGUACACUCAGACUAGCUUGGAACAUAGAGUAGCUUCUUGUUUUUUGUAAAUCUUAUCAGGGUGUUUGACAGUGUGUUGAUAAUUGUGAGACCUCUGUUGUUUUGGACCAAGAGGUUUUUCCUCCACACACUGUUUCAGACUAGAAGGACAGACAAAGCGACAUAGACAGAAAGAAAAGAGAGAGACACGAUAAGCAAUAAACACACAGACAUUCAGUGUUGAAGACAGCCAUGGGAGUUGAAGAGCAGAAGGCUGGGGAGUUUUACGUGGAGAGGGAUGUUAUGAACGAGCUUGUUCUGGACGAGUUGGCCAGAAGACGGACUCACUCCACCAGACCUCCCCUGAAGGAGCGAGUGAAAGAUUCCCUCAGGUAAGAUAGUAACAGCCCAUUGGGCACAAACUGGUUGAAUCAAUGUUGUUUCAAUGUAAUUUGUCAACGUAUUGUGAUGUGGAAUUGUGUAAAAUACAUUGGAUUUGCAAAAACGCAUCAAUGUAGACUGUUGUUUUAUGGGGGUGAAAUUUCAACCAUAGGAUUAUAUCAGCAUGGGAACCAAUUUUUAACAUAGACAAACCUUGUAUAAAAUGUGUUGAAUUUGUACGUUUGAAACGUCAGAUCUACAACAUUAUCAGAAAGAAAAUAAGGCUUGACAUCACCUUCUACUAGAUAUUUGAUCUAUCUACAGCUAUCCCUUUGGUCUCCCAUCCAUUGUUUUAACCAAGCCAAGCCCAGCCAUGCUUAGCUUUGAUAUAUGUAACUGACUAUUAACAAUGUGUUAUCGUGAGAAUGAGUGUUAAGAGGUCUCCACUUAAAAAGUAAAUAGAUUCACUAUUGCAAUCGAAGUCAUGUCAAAGGGUAGAUUUAACAGAGCAAAUGAAAGGCAAAUAAACUUUAUCAAUCAAAUAUCAUCAAUGAUGCUAUUUAGGCCUAAGUCUUCAACAGCUAUCAAUUCAAUUCAACCCAGGAUUCAACAAAAAAAUAGAAAAUAGGCCUAGGAUUUCAAGCUUUGGUUGAUUUCACAUUUAAUCUACAAGUUAAUAAUUAAUUUAUCAAAGUUAAAGAAUAGGACUAAAUCAAAUCAAACUUUAAAUUAAGUUUGAUCUGAUUUGGGGCUUGAUUCAAUCUGUAUCGUAGAAGUUCAGCAUUAUAGUGCAAUUUAAAUUUAAAGUCAAUGUUCCUGUGUUUGCGGAGACUGCAUUCAUGGUAAAUGCUGCAUAUGUCGGCUCAAUAGGAAAUUACCUUUACAUUUCAAUUAUGCUAUAGCACUGAACUUCAGCGAUAUGGAUUGAAUCAAAAUCAAAUAAAAUGAAAUUGUAUUGGUCGUAUACACAUAUUUAGCAAAUAUUAUUGCGGGUCGAGCGAAUUGCUUGUGUUCCUAGCGCCAACCGUGCAGUAACAUCUAACAAUACACAACAAUGCAAACAAAUCUAAAAAGUAAAAUAAUGGAAUUAAGAAAUACAUCAUUUAGCAGAUGCUCUUAUCCAGAGCGACUUACAGGAGCAAUUAGGGUUGUGCCUUGCUUAAGGGCACAUCGACAGAUUUUUCACCUAGUCGGCUCGGGGAUUAGAACCAGCGACCUUUCGGUUACUGGCACAACGCUCUUACCCACUAAGCUACCUGCCGACCCCAUAUAUAAAUAUUAGGACAAGCAAUGUUGGAGUCCGCAUGCAAAAUCUUUUCAUCCUUAGUGUGUUUGGACCAUUAUAGUUUGUUGGUGAUGUGGACACCAAGGAACUUGAAGCUCUCGACCUGCUCCACUACAGCUCCAUUGAUGUGAAUGGUGGCGUGCUCUGCCCUCCUUUUCCUGUAGUCCUCCUAUGUAACUACUCAUAUGAAAUGGGUAAAACAGUAUGUAAACAUUAUUAAAGUGACCAGUGUUCCAUUAUUAAAGUGGCCAGUGUUCCAUGUCUAUGUACAUCGGGCAGCAGCCUCUAAGGUGCAGGGAUGAGUAACCGGGUGAUGACAGUGACUAAGUUCAGGGCAGGGUACUGGGUGGAGGCCGAUUAGUGAUUUAACAGUCUGAUGGCCUUGAGAUACAAGUCUCUCGGUCCCAGCUUUGAUGCACCUGUACUGACCUCACUUUCUGAAUUAUAGUGGGGUGAACAGGUCGUGGCAUUGGUGGCUGAGGCCCUUGAUGAUCUUCUUGGCCUUCCUGUGACAACAGGUGCUGUAGAUGUCCUGAAACGCAGGCAUUGUGCUCCCGGUGAUGCGUUGGGCUGACCGCACCACCCUCUGGUGAGCCAUGCGGUUGCGGAUGGUGCAGUUGCCGUACCAGGCUGUGAUACAGCCUGACAGGAUGCUCUCAAUGAUGCAUCUGUAAAAGUUUGUGAGGGUCUUAGGGGCCAAGCCUAAUUUAUUCAGUUUCCUGAGGUUGAAGAGGCCCUGUUGCGCCUUCUUCACCACUCUGUCUGUGUGCGUGGACCAUUUCAGAUUGUCAGUGAUGUGUGCGCCCAGGAACUUUAAGCUUUUCACCAUCUCCAAUGCGGCCCCGUCAGUCAUUUUUACAUUUACAUUUUAGUCAUUUAGCAGACGCUCUUAUCCAGAGCGACUUACAGUUAGUGAAUACAUAUAUAUGAAUGUAUUUUUAUUUUUUAUUUUUUAUACUGGCCCCCCGUGGGAAUCGAACACCAGCGGAACCCAUCCAACUUGAAGGAGAUGGAGCAGUUUUGCCUUAAAGAAUGGGCAAAAAUCCCAGUGGCCAAAUGUACCAAGCUUAUAGAGACAUACCCCAAGAGACUUGCAGCUGUAAUUGCUGCAAAAGGUGGCUCUAUCAAGUAUUGACUUUGUGAAUAGUUAUGCACGCUCAAGUUUUCUGUUUUUUUGUCUUAUUUCUUGUUUGUUUCACCCCAAAAAUUAUUUUGCUUCUUCAAAUUGGUAUGUAUGUUGUGUAAAUCAAAAGAUACAAACCCCCAAAAAAUCUAUUUUAAUUCCAGGUUGUAUGGCAACAAAAUAGGAAAAAUGCCAAGGAGGGUGAAUACUUUUGCAAGACACUGUACAUUGUUUAUUUUGCCACAUAAACUGAACUUAGGCGAACUAUUAGAAUUUUAGUAACCAGGAAAUGGCGGAGCGAUUUCUGCAUAUUGCACAUUUAAUGUUUGAAAGAGUGAAUACUGUAUGAUCGGUUUAAUGUGUCUCGGUUAAUGUAAUAUGUCUUCAGAUUUCAUAACUCCUUUUUACUAAGGAAUCACGAAGAGUCUCCUCAUACAUAAAAUAAACUAUAAGAUAUGUUAGCGAUGGCAAUAUUACUGUGCAACGUAGACAUUCUAUUUUCUCCCGAGAUUGCAAAACAAUUUGUACGUUGAUGUAGUGCCCAUCGGUUAUGAAUGUUUCAACCUCUGUGUUGAGAAGUCGUGUUUUUACUGUCAGUUGCUGGUUUCACCCAAAAUUACACUAAACAUUAGCUUUUUAGCAUUUCUGAGUCUGUUCUAACGUGUCCACCUGCAAAUCCGAGGCCAUGAUUGUGGCUGUAUCGCAUUAGUGGAAACCAAGACUGUUCUCAGGCCAGGUCUGCCAGUUUUGACUAGCAGAAGUGACUUUUUGUUAGGGUAACUUAUGCAGCAGAUUAGAAUAAUUAACGUGGUAGGUUAGGAGAAUUCAUGUGGCAGGUUAGGAGAAUUAGGUUAAGGUUAGGAAAAGCUACCCCGGUUAGGGUUAGCUAAAAUGCUAAAAUUGUCCCAGACGUGACUUGAACAUAUCUAGCUACAACCAGGCCUGCCCCGAGAACAGUCUUGGUUUCCGCUAAUGCGAUCCAACAUUAUUUUGCUUCCGUUGUGGGUGUGGUAGCAAAUCAACCUUUAUUUAGAAUAAUAAAACUAUGGGAGUAAUCUAGAGUUGUGCUUUGCUUUCAGCAAGCACACCUAAUAACAUGAGUAUGUAAGAAAUCUAGAGGGUUCUUGCCUUCAGCAAGCACACUAAUAAAUACUGUUACAUUAGUUUGUAAGAUAGCAUUAACUUUGGCUAUUUACUGUAUUAAAAAAGUAAUAGUCUCGCCCACGAGCCGGCUCUUCCUCUGUCAAGACGUCUGGUUUCACAAUGCCUCUAAACGGGACUUGACCGGGAGUCUGUGGCAGGAGCUGCAAAAACAGUCCCUGGUUUUAAUUGGCUGAUAUCUAAGUUCAUCACCAUGUAGUGCAUCCCUUAGAACAGGGAUCAUCAGCUAGAUUCAAGCCGAUUUUUAUUUGAGAGUAUGGUCAGGAGUCUGUAACAUAAUUACAAAUCAAUUUGACUGCAAGAAUGACAAACAGAUAUACACUGCUCAAAAAAAUUAAGGGAACACUUAAACAACACAAUGUAACUCCAAGUCAAUCACACUUCUGUGAAAUCAAACUGUCCACUUAGGAAGCAACACUGAUUGACAAUACAUUUCACAUGCUGUUGUGCAAAUGGAAUAGACAACAGGUGGAAAUUAUAGCCAAUUAGCAAGACAACCCCAAUAAAGGAGUGGUUCUGCAGGUGGUGACCACAGACCACUUCUCAGUUCCUAUGCUUCCUGGCUGAUGUUUUGGUCACUUUUGAAUGCUGGCGGUGCUUUCACUCUAGUGGUAGCAUGAGACGGAGUCUACAACCCACACAAGUGGCUCAGGUAGUGCAGCUCAUCCAGGAUGGCACAUCAAUGCAAGCUGUGGCAAGAAGGUUUGCUGUGUCUGUCAGCGUAGUGUCCAGAGCAUGGAGGCGCUACCAGGAGACAGGCCAGUACAUCAGGAGACGUGGAGGAGGCCGUAGGAGGGCAACAACCCAGCAGCAGGACCGCUACCUCUGCCUUUGUGCAAGGAGGAGCAGGAGGAGCACUGACAGAGCCCUGCAAAAUGACCUCCAGCAGGCCACAAAUGUGCAUGUGUCUGCUCAAACGGUCAGAAACAGACUCCAUGAGGGUGGUAUGAGGGCCCGAUGUCCACAGGUGGGUGUUGGGCUUACAGCCUAACACCGUGCAGGACGUUUGGCAUUUGCCAGAGAACACCAAGAUUGGCAAAUUCGCCACUGGCGCCCUGUGCUCUUCACAGAUGAAAGCAGGUUUACACUGAGCACAUGUGACAGACGUGACAGAGUCUGGAGACGCCGUGGAGAACAUUCUGCUGCCUGCAACUUCCUCCAGCAUGACCGGUUUUGCUGUGGGUCAGUCAUGGUGUGGGGUGGCAUUUCUUUGGGGGGCCGCACAGCCCUCCAUGUGCUCACCAGAGGUAGCCUGACUGCCAUUAGGUACCGAGAUGAGAUCCUCAGACCCCUUGUGAGACCAUAUGCUGGUGCGGUUGGCCCUGGGUUCCUCCUAAUGCAAGACAAUGCUAGACCUCAUGUAGCUGGAGUGUGUCAGCAGUUCCUGCAAGAGGAAGGCAUUGAUGCUAUGGACUGGCCCGCCCAUUCCCCAGACCUGAAUCCAAUUGAGCACAUCUGGGACAUCAGGUCUAGCUCCAUCCAACAGACUGUCCAGGAGUUGGCGGAUGCUUUAGUCCAGGUCUGGGAGGAGAUCCCUCAGGAGACCAUCCGCCACCUCAUCAGGAGCAUGCCCAGACGUUGUAGGGAGGUCAUACAGGCACGUGGAGGCCACACACACUACUGAGCCUCAUUUUGACUUGUUUUAAGGACAUUACAUCAAAGUUGGAUCAGUCUGUAGUGUGGUUUUCCACUUAAAUUUUGAGUGUGACUCCAAAUCCAGACCUCCAUGGGUUGAUAAAUUUGAUUUCCAUUGAUCAUUUUUGUGUGAUUUUGUUGUCAGCACAUUCAACUAUGUAAAGAAAAAAGUAUUUAAUAACAUUAUUUCAUUCAUUCAGAUCUAGGAUGUGUUAUUUUAGUGUUCCCUUUAUUUUUUUGAGCAGUGUACUAUUAGACUAAAACAUAAUAAUUUCAAACCUUUCUUGCAUUUUUAUAUGAUCACGUCUCUCUAUUAUCCGUGGGAAUACCUGGGAACAGAUUUCAAAAAUUAAGAUAACUUGGAGCUGAUUUCCUGGUGUUUUUACAGUCUUUUGUGUCCAAUGACAUAAGACAAUUUUGGGUGCCAAAUAAUACCAUUUGGCCGACCUCCCCCUUACAUUGUGGACUUCAAACCGCAAGUGAUUUCAGAAAAUGUGAACGUACACAUCUUAUAAAUAGUUUGAUAUGCUCAAACUCAGAAUCAAUUGUGCUUCCCCAAAAUAUAUGGUCAAUGUGAUAGAACAUUUUAAUUGCAGAUUUUCGCCCUUUUUUCAAAAUCCUGUGUAAGCUUACUCCCUCUCCCGCCUCAAUUUUACCUACAGCCCUAUCAAUGCCCACUUUAUGGCACAGUAGUACCAGGCUCUAUGUGCAACUAAAGUAGACGAAACCUGGUCCUGAAUGGCCACAGUGUGUGCUGGCUUAUGUUCCAGCCUAGCUGUAAGACUCCCGGUUAGUUUAAUUAGAUUUGGUAGAGCUGGAAUGGAACAAAACCCUGCACCCACUGUGGUACUCCAGGAGCCGAGUUGCCUGCAUGCCCUAUCCACCAACUGCAACACACAGCAAACACAUAUCCACUGUCAUAAAUGUAUAACAAAAAUGUAUUCUUCUUUUCUCCACCUCUCCAACUCUCCACCUCUCCACCACUCCAACCCUUCCCCCUGGUCUCAGCUGUUCAGUGCCCAAGCUGAAACAAACUGUGCUGAGCUUUAUACCUAUCCUGUCAUGGCUGCCUCGUUACUCAGUGAGACAAGAUGCACUGGGAGACCUCAUAGCUGGCUUAAGCGUUGGCAUCAUGCACCUGCCUAUGGGUCUGUAGUACCUCUACUGUUUGAACACACACACAUGGCCCAAUCCUAACUUGAAAUCGACAACACAUGGUGGGAAAAGUACUAAAUAGUCAUACCUGACUAAAAUGUAUAGAAAAUGACUCAAGUAAAAGUGAAAGUUAACCAGUAAAAUACUACUUGAGUAAAAGUCUAAAACUAUUUAUUUAAAAAUGUACUUACCAUAAGUACAGUGGUGGGAAAAGUACUCAAUUGUUAUACUUGAGUAAAAGUAUAGUUAAAUGCUAUGAAUCAAAUACCUUAUAUUGAGCCAACCAGACAGCACCAUUAAAAAAAACUCCAACAAUCAGACAUAAUUUACAAAUGAAGCAGUUGUGUUUAGUGAGUUCACCAGAUCAAAGGAAGUCAUUUAAAAAUAAAUACAUAUUAAACUACAGAUAGGCUUACCCAAAUAAACUCCUUAAGUAGUACUUAAAAGUAUUUUAUUAAGUACUUUACAUCACACACAAGUAUUUCUAUUUAGUUACUUUAAGCCACUGCAUGUAACCACAUGCAAAUCUUUCAUUGAUACCAAUGAUUGAGGUAUGUGAAAGCCUGAUUUACACAAGUUGAUCUCAAGUUAGUGUUGCAUCUCUUUGGGCUGUUCAACUCCUGAUAGCUGCAUGACCUACCUGAGAAUACUAUAUGAUAACUGUCUAUCUAUUUUGUGAAGACUACGAAGACUGACAUUUCUGUAACGUUUCCCCAGGUUUGGCCUAUGCUCUCCUGGCCUCUGUGCCCCCAGUGUAUGGCCUCUACACUUCCUUCUACCCUGUACUCGUCUACUGCAUCUUUGGCACCUCCAAACACAUCUCCGUAGGCAAGACAGAGUGUGGAAAAGGGGGAAGGAGAAAGAGAGAGUUUUAAUGUUUUAAUAUCAUUAGGUCAAAGGAAUAUGCUAACGAUUUCACUAAUAUGAUGGUGUGUGUGUGUAAUGUGUGUGUGUUCCCUCAGGCACAUUUGCUGUGACCAGCAUCAUGAUAGGCACCACGACAGAGAGGCUUGCCCCAAACAGUGACUUCACGUUUCUAAAUGGAACCAAUGGGACUGCAUUUCUAAAUGUAGCAGCCCGCGAUGCCUACAGAGUACAGAUAGCAGCCAGCACCACUCUACUGAGUGGGAUCUUUCUGUUUCUGCUGGGCAUGGUGAGGUUUGGUUUCAUGGUGACAUUCCUGUCGGAUCCCCUGGUACGUGGUUACAUGACAGGAGCAGGUAUACAGGUGGUACUUUCCCAACUCCCAAGCCUCUUUGGGAUCAUCACUGGACGCUUCACCGGACCACUGUCUCAGAUCUAUGUGAGUGCACACAACACAUCCACACACACAAACAGAUGAUUCACACAUUCAAAAGUUGUAAAUGUUUUCCAACUACUGAAUGUAUGCAGUAACUCUCUCUUUCUCUCUAGCUCCUAAUAGAUAUCUGUAGACAUUUGCCACAGACUAACAUUGCGGCCGUGGUGGUAACUCUAGUGGCCUUGGCGGUCCUCAUAGUGGUCAAAGAACUCAACAUUUACUAUGAGAAGAAGAUGCCUGUUCCUAUUCCAAUAGAACUCUUAACGGUAAGUCCUCUACACCAGGGUUAACCAAACUCGGUUAUAUAAAUCAGUUGUGUAGUGCUAGGGCAAAAACCAAAACGUGCAACCAGGAGCGGGCCCGGGACCGAGUUUGGGAAACUCUGCUCUACACCUAACACCUCUCUGCGUGUUUCUGUUUAUUUGUCAUACAAUCAUCCUCAGGUCUUUUGCUCGUCAUUCCUCUCUCUCUCUGUUUUGGUCUCUUGAACAUGUUCUACUGAAUACCAUUAGAGGGCAACCUGUCACCAUGGCUGAUUGGAGAGUAAGGCCAGAAAGUGGUUAAUCUUAUUUUCAGUUUCAUGUUCAGGUUUAAUGUUCCAUAUUUGCACAUAAUUUUGUAAUUUCAUCAAGAGGAGUGUAUGUGUUUCUCUGUGUGCAUGUGUGUGUGCCCAGUUAUUAACAUUGAUCCAAUUAUAUAUGGUAAAGUGAUUAGUUAUUUUAAAUGUGGUCCUCUGUAGCUCAGCUCGUAGAGCAUGGCUCUUGUAACGCCAGGGUAGUGGGUUCGAUCCCCGGGACCACCCAUACACAAAAAUGUAUGCACACGUGACUGUAAGACGCUUUGGAUAAAAGCGUCUGCUAAAUGGCAUAUUAUAUUAUAAAUAGUUGGCCUGUAUUUGUGCAUGGAUUCCAAACACAGCAAAGCCACACAGGGUCUGAAAUAAUGAUUUACUCACAAAUACACAUGCAUACAACGGGUCAGGCGAUGUUGUGUUUUUGCGAGCAUGGUAAUUUAUGUGUGUCUAUGUGUGUGUUACAGAUUAUAGGAGCGACACUCAUCUCUUACUACUGCAAACUGAACAGCCAAUACAAAGUGGCCGUCAUCGGAAAGAUCCCCAGAGGGUGAGUGUUUAUGAGUGGGAGUUCUAAGAUCAGUUGAGUCCACAGGGGAGGAAGAGGGAUGAUAGCGGAAGGUGAUAUGGUCAGAGUGUACAGUAGCUCAUUGGGAAAGAGUCAUCCUAUAGAUAAAAAUGUCAAAGUCAGAUAAGGAAACACACAGAUACAGUGAGCAGAGAGAAGUGUGAUGACAGUGAAACAAUUAUCAACAGCCAGUAAAUGUCAACCUGUGUCAUCAAGAUUUGGUAAGCCAGUUCUGGACAUGUGUUUUAGCUGAUUCUGUAUGGUCUUCAGAUUGAAGAACUGCCAAAGAAAAAAGCUACAGUAAGACGUGGGUACUGCUACUGCUCAAUAUCAACUGUUGUUUGCAGCUUAUUUGAAUGGAGGAGACAGUAUUCAUAAGCUUGAUCAUGUUGUCACCAGUUUAAAUUGAUCAUUUAAUUCUUUCAAGUUUCAAAUCAUUUUCUUCAUAACAAUGCUUUACCUCAGGUAGCCUACAUGUCCUUUAUCACUUUGUUUAUCAUUUAGGUUGCUUUGAGCCAUCAUAACAUAGCCUGUGCAUUGAUACACAAUUAAACCCCAAAGUGAUUAUUUGUUUGUGUACAUGUUUCAACACUUGUUACCAGCGGCAGUAAUCAAGGGGAUGUGUUGAAGAAGGAGGAAGGGUCUGGACAGACGCAGUAAUCAAUGAGAUACAUUUUUACAGUGUUGAAGACAGGACCGUUUGGAAAUUCACUAGAUAUCGCUGUCCUUGACCCACAUAAUUAUUCUCUAUCCCUCCUUCCCCUCUGUCUCUCUCCUGUCUCCCUCUCCUUCUCUUCCACUCCCUUUCUCCCCACUCCUCUCUUCUCCCCCCCUUUCCUCUCUAUCCUUAGACUACAGCCUCCCAGUUCACCUAACAGCAGUCUGUGGAGUUCGGUAGUUGGUGAUUCGUUCGCAAUAGGCAUAGUGGGAUAUGCCGUUAACAUCUCCUUGGGCAAAAUCUUCGCCCAAAAACACAGCUACAAAGUGGACAGCAACCAGGUGGGACAUGCACGCACGCACGCACACACACACACACACACACACACACACACACACACACACACACACACACACACACACACACACACACACCCCAUCAGAGGCAUGCUCUUGGGGUUGUUUUGCUCUGAAGGAGUGAGACAGGCAGGGAACACACAGUGACUGUACCAGCUUACAGCUCUCUGGUCCUGAAUGUUUAAUGUCCGACACGUUCUGCUCAGUCAAGUAUGAAGGAGAAGUACACCAGGAGCAGUGAACAAAAUACUGAAUAUACCACUGAAUAAGCACUAGGUCUUAUUUACUUGUGGUGGCCAAAGGAUAGUCAUUAGUGUAUCCUCUGGCCUCUGCAUUCCUCUAAUCUCCCCCCUCUCUUUCAAACUCUCUUUCUCUUUUUCUCUCUCACUCUCUCGGUCGUCUUUCUCUCUCUCUAGGAGAUGGUGGCUAUUGGUCUCAGUAACAUAGUGGGAGGAUUCUUUCAAUGCCACGUUGUCGCUGCUUCUCCACCCCGAACCCUCCUCCAGGAUAGCACUGGGGGCAAGACACAGGUAACACACACAGACAUACACUCACGCAUGCACAUACAUGUAUCUCCACCUGCUAAUAUUUACACACACGUACAAACUAACUGAUGUGUGUGUUUAUACAUUUUGUCAGCUUGUGGGGGUGGUUUCUUCAGUACUUGUGCUGAUCUUCAUUCUGCAACUGGGGUCACUGUUUGAGGAGCUACCCAAGGUAUAUAUCUCUCUAUCACCUGCCCUCCAUCCAAACACACACAACACCACACCACUGAUCUGAUGAGUGUUUGUGUGUCCCCUAGGCUGUCCUAGCCUGUAUAGUGCUUGUGAACCUGAGAGGCCUUUUUGUGCAGUUUAAAGACAUUCCUGACCUCUGGAAGAGCAAUAAGGUUGACCUGGUGAGAGCUACACAUCUAUACACUUCAUAUUUAUGUCCUAAGACCUGCAUCCUAACUUGAGAUUAACGUAUAUGACUCAAAUUGGGUUUGGGAAACCUGGGUAUUCCCCAUAUUGAUUACCUGUGUCUCUGCUGUCCCCUAGCUGGUGUGGUUGGUAACGCUGGUGUGUACUAUUUUACUGAACCUGGACAUCGGCCUGGCUGCAUCCAUCGCCUUCGCUAUGCUCACUGUCAUCUUCAGAGCUCAACUGUGAGUCUGAGUGUGUUUGUGUGUGUGUUUGUGUGUGUGUGUGUGUGUGUGUGUGUGUGUGUGUGUGUGUGUGUGUGUGUGUGUGUGUGUGUGUGUGUGCAUGAGCACACGUGUUUGUUUUGUUUUAAGAGAGAUUAAGUAAGAAUUUCACAGGGACCCCACCCCAAAUAUGAUGAUACAACCUUAAAAUCGGUACAUGAAAAUAUUUACAUCAACAAAUAACCUUCAUUACAUUUUAAUCUUUUACCGAAAUGAAAGAAACCAGUAAAUACAUAACCUCUAUUUUUUUUCAUCUUCUAAUUAUCUUUCUCAAAAACGUUUGUAUAUUGUCCCAUACAAAAAUCUGUACUCGUAUUAUUAUAAUUUUUUGACUGACCCCACUGGUCUCGACUCAGACUUUGAAUACCACUGUUCUAAAGUAUUGUGUUCCUCUUUCUUCUUAAAGUUCAUAACAUCUGUUCUCUCUCGUGCGCACUCUCUCUCCCAGGCCGCGAUACUCUAUCCUGGGGCAUGUUCCUGGGACUGAGCUCUACCUGGAUAGAGACACAUAUGAGGAGGUGAGACGGAGGAGUUUACAUGUUUUUUUUUAUUGCUUUGGUGCAAUUUUCACAAGUAUGUGGUACAUUUUCACAACUUGUAGUACAAAACUCAAAACAGAUCCUCAAAAAGGUAGUUGUUCCAAUUACCAACUACAACACAAAAUCAUACAGACCCUGUUUCACCAAACCUAAUCAGUGUUUCAUCUAGAAAUAUGUUUCACAUUACAACACAUGUUCAUAUAAAGUAUUUGCCUUUCACAAUGCAAUACAGAGUUCACACUGCUUUACUAAAAUUGCAUUGGCCAAUACAGUACUGUAAUAUAUGCCAUUUACGUAGCAGACCCUUUUAUCCAAAGUGACAACCACACAUUUUUGUUAUGUGAACACAGUUGGAAUCGACCCCACAACUCUGGUGUUGCUAGAUGACCAUAUAUUGAAGCACCCUGUUUGUGUGUUGGUUUGUCCCACAGGCAAAAGAGAUACCAGGUAUCACUAUCUUCCGUUCAUCCACCACAAUGUACUAUACCAACGCUGAGCUAUACGUGGACGCAUUGCAGGAGAAGGUAGUAUGUGUGCACGCGUGUGUGUGUGUGUGUGUGUGUGUGUGUGUGUGUGUGUGUGUGUGUGUGUGUGUGCGCGUGUGUGUGUGUUAGUGAUGUGCGGGUUGACUCAUAACCCAUGAUUAUAUUCGCAGUGCUAGUGGGUUUAAUGAAAUAUUGUGUGGAUGAAGGGUGGGUGGCAGGUGGAUUGAAUAAGUAGAAAACAAUGCAUUAAAAAAAUCCAUAAAUCUAUAGGCUACAUCGAGCUUUUUCUUUCAUUAUUUUUAUCUGCCAUUAACGUGUCAGCCUUAGCUUUAGAGCCUAACUGUAGGCGCUCCGACUGAAACCUGGCACAGUGGAUGCUAUUCUGUUUCUCAACAGUGCUGCAAAAGAAAGGAAAACAAAUUAGGCAAUAUUAAGCCUCAUAUUUCUAAACAUUGUAAAGUGUACAAUUACUACUAUAGAUUAUGAAUAAUCUCUAAAGUAGGUUAUGCUCAAUUCAGAUUUUUGGAAUUGACUCCCAUUGAGUUGAAAUUAGAAUUGAAUUAGCCACACCCCACAGGAUGUAGAAUUUGCAUUUGAGUGACAGGAAGUAGAAUUUAAUUAAGUGCAAUUCAAAUAAAUUCCACUCAGUCAUAGAACAUGAUGGUUUCAUUGAAUCUGACUGGUCACACUUCCAGAUACCAUAGAAUAUAUCACUUUUCUCUGGAAACAAUGUUCAUAUACUCUUUUAACCUUAGUGCCAAUUAUAUUUUCUCAACAAAUAAUGCAGUUAUUUUAGACCCUACCUUAUACAGUAUAUUGUGUUUUGUAUUAAAGCCACAAUCCGUGAUUGGUCGAAAAGAUUUUGGAUAUAAUGUAAACCCAUUGAUUAUUGGAGAAUAUCACUCAUACUAUAUACACACCUCAUGAGCAUAGAACUACUUAUCAUCCCCAUUAUAACCCCCCAAAAUAACGAAUAGUAGGCUUUUGUUUAAAUGUUUACAAACAAUACAAAUGUGAACAACCCAUUUAAAACAACUGUGACAAUUGGUCUGUCACUUAGCAUUAGCCUUAGACUUGUUUACAAAAAUGUUAGCUAAAACUCAGCUUGAUGCUUAACACGCUGCUGAGCUAAUGACAGACUAAUUGGGCUCAAUAGUCCUUGCAUUCAAAGCCCUGUUAGUGAAUUUGAUGGUUGUAACCCAGUACUCAUUUACUGAGAGCGGCGUCUAUUGGAUGUCGUGUUUUGGUCCAGAUUUGGUCCGGACGUCUUUUCUUUGGUCUUUUUUUUGUGUAGUCCGGACCGGCCUUGAUUUCAACGUCUGGACCAAAUCUGAACCAAUCAUAGCCAUUUAUGUUUCACAGGUUUGGACAGCACAGUACAGUACAGUAGAGCACCGCAGAGUAUAGUACAUUACAGUACAGUAAAGAAAAGUUGAGUAUAGUACAGUACAGUAUAGUAAAGAAAAGUAUAGUGUACUGUAAAGUACCCUACUUUACUGUAAUGUACUCUACUGAAUUAAACUGUAAUGUACUCUGCUGAAUUAAACUCUACUGUACUGCACUCUUCUGAAUGACAUUAUACUGUAUUGACCUGUGAAACAUAGCCUAGCCUAGAUGUCCAUGAUUCAUUCAGAUUUAGAUCGGGUCCACACCGACCAAAUGUGUUCUUGUUUAGGGGCGGAGCUGAUUAGAAUAAUACCCAGCAUGCUUUGCAAGUGUUUGCUGAAUGACCAAAAUGUAAAUGUUAAAAAACAUACACUUUUAUCCAGAGCGACUUACAGGUAGAUAGACAACAAAUCACAGUCAUAGCAACAACAACAAAAACUGUAACCGUUAUUGAGAAUGUUAUUGUAGUUGAAGUGGUCUUUUGGUAUAUUCUGUGGGCUAGACUAUUUUGAACAUCAUCACUGCCAGUUUUAAAGCUUUUAAAAAAGCAAACAUAAGUUCAUGUGACAGACGGGAGCAAUAAUAAAUAUUCUGUAGCAAGCAAUCCUCAUUUGGGUCCUCUUUCGUCCGGAAAAUACAUAUUUUGUACAUCUGGAAAAUAUGUAUUAUCACCUUUCAUUCGGUACUUAAAAUGCACCUGAUUUCAGCGUCCAGAAAAUAUGUUUUCAAAGUCCGGAAAAUACAUAUCUUUGACAUCUGGAAAAUAUGUCUUGUCACUUUUUGGAAGCACUGGAUCUUUUAGUCUGUGGGCUGAAGAUCCCGAAAAAGUUGGAUCCACAGCCACUCCAUAUUUUUUAUGACCGGUAGACACCCACACACAUUUUUAUGACCUGUAUAUGCGAACACCAUUCCAACACAGAAAGCUGCUUUUUAACAUACUUCAUAAAACAAUUCUGAAGGAAAACGAUUUCACUCAUAUUAUAUUGAAUUAUAGGUAAUAUUUCAUAGAAAUCUGGAAACACUGGGCAGUUACUUUAAAUACACACAUCAGUAGUUAUAUGAUCAGUACAAUUAGCCAAUUGGAAACUUGCUUGACUACAAGGGCAAUAUUGGUCACACCUGUGACAAAACACUGGAUGUUAUAUUAUUUUUUACAGUUGUUAUUACUCGUGGCCUAUGCUAUUUAAUAAACUGUAGUAUCAAUCCACAAUGGAACACUUCAACUGAAGAACCACAUCUCAAUUUUGGAACAUUUUGGUGAUAUGGUAUAGUUGUAGUAUAUUCGAUAUGAAUCAUCCAGAGUCUUGAUAUUACAUACAGACUAUAAGCAAGUAGCCUAGCAGUUAAGAGCGUUCGAAACCCCGAGCCAAUUAGGUGAAGAAUCUGACGAUGUGCUCAUGAGCAAGGCACGUAACCCUAAUUGCUCCUGUAAGUCACUCUGGAUAAGAAUGUCUGCUAAAUGACUUAAAUGCACAAUACAUUUAUGUCAGUUGAGAACUUUGAACAUUCCAGUAAUAAUAAGAUACAAAAUCAGUACUCAUCUGAAGAAAAAAUAUGCACAUAUAUACAGUUGAAGGGUUCUACUAGGAAUAUUCAGAGUUGAUGACAACGCAAAGACUGUCAAUUAACUUCAGACAAUGGCAUGCGGUAUUAGGCUGGCUUCACGUGCUCGUGGGAAGUCGUAAGUCUGACAUUAAUGUUUUCAAGUGAUUUUGAACUCGGAACAAUUCUUCAUCCAAUAAGAUUUUAGAUAGCUUGAUAAGCUUGCUAAAAUUACUAAUAAUUAAGUGAGCUAGCUUGCUUAACAUUGACAAUAUGGUUAGACUAGCUUAUUUAUAUUGAUAAGUAAUUCUAAGAAAACUGAUUUGUUGUCAUCUUUUGGUUGAAAGGGUAAAAGGUCAGUCGUGAAACGUCACAACUCGGCAACUCAAAUAUAAAAAAAAAAAUCUGAGUUUCCAACUUGUAAUUCUGACUUGGAUUUGGGGUCAUGCAAGUGAAAUUUCCCACUGGAACUAGGAGCUUCUGAUAACUCCGAUAGCACGUGAACACAGCAUUAGGCCAUGAAACACGUUGCUUGGCCAGUGGCCAAGCCCUCGUCACACUUAUUAUUUAUUUAUUCAUCAAAACCCAGUCCUUUUGUACCAUUGCCACCUAUUGUGCUCAUAAUUCCCACUGUGAACAUAGCACAAAUAUUUCUGACACACCCAUGGUUGAAAAUGGGUUAUUAGCAAUUAUAGGUGGGUGCGGGUGAACAAACAGCUGACCCACGCAUCACUAGUGUUUGUGUGUCAUUCUCUCAAUAGCCCUCUUUCUCUGAAUUGCUUUCUCUCUCUCAAUCACUCUCUUUAUCUCAAGCGCUCUAUUUCAUUUUCUUACACAGAGUGGAAUUGACAUUGGGAAGCUGCUGAUGAAAAAGAAGAAAAGAGACGCUGAACAAAAGAGGAAAGACAAAAAAGAACAAAAUAAAGCCAAAAAGGAGGCAAAGAAACAGGUGCGACACACAGAUGUCAAACACAGGUCUAACAAACACACACAAAAAUUACACUGUUAGUGACUUUAUUUCUCUUCCCUUCCCAGAAGGGUGUGAAUGGAUACCUACCCAACAGUACAGUCCAUCCAGAGGACAAGGGGGAUGUAGAGAAUGGUUCCCCAGACCUGAAAGGGAACCAGAUGGCCAUUUCCCUAGUUGACAAACCCACCAACGGACAGGUGUGUAGUGUGAAGUACUACAAUAUAGUGAGGCAUCUAAGCAAAACAAUCGUGCAUUUUGUGAUUAAAGCAGCAGAUUUGGCACAUAUGUAGAUGUAUGUACCCUGAAAAGAUUCAGAUAUGGACCCACCCCGGAUUUGGCCCCUGGGGGUGUGGCAGACAUUUUUCAAAAUGUCAGCAUACGGUAACAUUAUUUUACAUUUAAGACUGAUUGUUUUGAGAUAAACACACCAAAUCUGGCACAUAGGUAGAUUUAUGUAGCAUGAACAUAUUUACAUCCGGAGCCACCACACAUUUGGCACCUGGGGGCCAUGGUGACCAUCUUACAAAAUGGCCACUGUCGGUAAAACAAUGUUACAAUUCUGAUGGCAUUUUUUGAGAUAAACGCACCACAUUUAGCACAGAGGUAGAUUAAUGUACUCUGGAAAAAUGUAGAGAUUGAGCCACCACAUAUUUAGCCCCUGGGGGCCGUGACAGCCAUCUUUAAAAAUUGCCACCAGCAGUACCAUUAUUUUACAAUUCAGAAGGACUAUUUUAAGAUAAAGGCUCCACAUUUGUGACAGAGAUAGAUUUAUGGACCCUGAAAAGACUUAGAUAUUGAGCUGCCACAUAUUUGGCCCCUGGGGGUCAUGGCAUUUUACACAAUGGCCACUGUUGGUAAUACAAUAGAUAAACGUACAAAAUGUGGCACAUAGGUAGAUUCCUUGGGGCAUGCAGGUGGGGCAACCCAGCUAAAUUGUGUGCAAGUAAAGAGAGAUCCACAUUAUUAUUAUUAUGAGAUGGAUUCUAUGGAGGCUGUGCUGUUUCUUUGUAUACAUGUGUUUUUUUGUUUCGUUUUUGACAUUUGUUUCUAAACCUUUCCCUUGGGAAAUAAUUUUUUAAAAGGUGUGAAGAAAAUAGUGUUGGGGAGAGAGUUAAAUGAUUGACAGGCUGGCUGUGCAGUCUUGCUGAUCUACUGGUCACCCUUGUGGCGGGUGGAUGGGCUAGACGGCCCGGGUGGCUUGGGCUGGUGGCCCGGGUGGCUUGGGCUGGCGGCCCGGGUGGCUUGGGCUGGUGGCACGUCUUGGACCCUCCCAUUCCUGACCAGUGUCAUAUUGUUGGAUUCAUUCUGGUAUGUGUGUGCACGGGGGUGUGUGUAGGGGGUAGACAAGUCUCUAGGUGCUUGUCCGCACGCAUAAACAUGGACUGAGUAUGCUCGAGGGUAAUGUGGCUCCCUGUGUCUUUGUGGCAGCCGUCUUACAAAAUGCAUUAGACCCCAAUUAGGCUAGAUGUUUUACUGUAUGUUAUAGUGAAGAGACCAUUGUGUACAUCUCCUAAUGUUUUUGUAACAUGCCUGCCAUUGGUUGAUAUAUGGCAUUGGUUGAUGUACAGCAUACACUUGAAUACAGGGAUUCAGAUCAGGUCCAAGGCCAUGAGUUUAUUUUGCUUAGUAGCCACUAGUAAAUUAGCUUGUUAGUGUCGGGGCUUGUGAUGCUGUACUCAUCUCUUUCUGUUCUGUGUAUGGCUCUACUGACCCAGUAAUUAUUGUUUUAAUGAUGAUUUUAGAGGACCCUGAGGGUGCAGGAAAUACACCUUCACCUGAUGCUGUCUCAAAUCAACAGAACACCAAAAUCCAUGUCAUACUAAAGCCUUUAAUUUCUUCCAAUUGCGGAACAUUAUAUUCAGCUAAAAUUAGAAAAACUAGUGUCAUACUUUUGUUAAUGAAACUGGUUGAAAUUAGAAUAUUAUGUUUGACAGGCACAGUUCUGACUGAAACACAGCCUGAGAUAAUUGUCCACAGCAAUUGUGAACUAUUCCACCUCAAUGACUAGAAUAAUUUCCAAAAUAGCUUUAGUAGCCAUUUGUUACAUGCUCAUGUGGUACGAUGUGAACCCUAGUCUCCCGCUCCGGGACCAAACGUCUUAAGCAUUAGACUAAAAUAAUAUUCUGUCUUUGGCCAAGGGUGGUUUUAUGUCGCAGGCAGAGCUACCUCAUCACUAGAGUGUGUUUUAACUCACCUCCGCUACACUCAUCCCAGAAAAUAUAAUUUUUUCUACAAUUUGGCCUACUGUAAUAUACUGUGUUACUGUUACAACUUUUGGUUUUCAGGUGAUCCAGGGCAAGAAGUAUAGGCCAGAAAUCUAUAAAUCAAAGAAGUAUAGGCAAUACAUUUUUGUAGAUUAAAGGUUUGUAAAGUAGUGGUACAGUCUGCAGCCUUUUAGUAAAAUGGCUGACACGGUCUAUAUCUAAAUAUUUUCAGGGUACAUGCAUCUUCCUCUGUGCCAAAUUUGGUGUGUUUAUCAAAAAAAUGCCUUCAGAACUCUAACAUUAUAUUCCCGACAGUCGCCACAGCCCCCAGGGACCAAAUCUGUGGUGUCUCCAUAUCUAAAUAUUUUUUCAGGCUACUUAAAUCUACCUUUGCGCCAAAUUCUGUGUGUUUAUCUCAAAAUAGUCCUUCUGAAUUGUAAAAUAGUGUUACCAUAUGCGGCUAUUUAAAAAAAUGUCUGCCACGCCAGGGGCCAAAUCUAGGGAGGCUCCAUAUCGAAAUCUUUUCAGGUUACAUAAAUUUACCUCUGUGCUAAAUUUGGUGCUUUUAGCACAAAAUGCAUUGUUCCAGAUUUUUCAGCUAAGGAACCCCACUAGUACUACAGGAAACACUCUGGACUCUAGUUAUAGCCUACAGUCAGUAAAACCUCCAGGUGCACCUAGGCUAGCCCAUAAUGCUUUUUGAAAUAUGUGUAUUUUAUCAUAGCAGUGUAAAGAUUGAAGCUCUGUCUCUCUGUCAAUCUAAGGUGAACUGGGCAUUUGAGCAGCAAGGUACUGGGUUCGACCGGGGCUCUGAGACUGGUUUUCAUGGCGAUGAUCACAUAACCCAGAUGUCCAAUACCGGAGGAGAAGGAGAGAUGGGGAAGAGCUCUGUCAAUGACACACACACCAUCAUCCUGGACCUAUCCACAGCCAGCUUUGUUGACAUGGCCACUGUGAAGACGCUGAAAAAUGUAUGUGUAUGUGGGGGUAGUGUGUGUGUGUGUGUUUUUGAACGAUGGGGAUGAAGGAGGAUAUAAGUAUGAAAGACGGAGAGGGGAGUUUGAGCACAGAGGGGAUGGAGAGACAGGGAAAGUGAGAGGGAGAGAGACAAAGAGAGGUUAGGUUACCAGAUGUUUUCAGAAAUGUGUUAUUAAUAGUUUCUUUGCAUCCAGUCUUCUUUUGUAACAUUGUUUGCAGUCGCACUCCUGUGUGGCCUUGUUCUCCAAACAAACAAAGGUAUUGUGUUCUGUGAGUAGGCAGGCCUAAAUUAUAUAUUUUUGUAUGUCAGGAAGAGGCACUGAUAGAAAGAGGAGGUGGAGAUAAAGAGGGAUGGAAGAGAAAAACAAGAUAAAUCCAAACUGGUGUAACAAAAACAGUCCCUGAGAGAAACAUGGCCUUCUUAUUUGACCUUCUCUGUCUCUCACUUUCUCUGCAGAUAUUCCUCAACUGUAGAGAGAUUGACAUUGACAUCUAUAUAACUGGAUGCCAAGGUGAGUAUAUGUCAGUGGAGGCUCCUCAGAGGAGAAAGGGGAGGACCAUCCUCUUCAGUGAAUUUCUGAAAAAUAGAAAUAGUGAAACAUUAAAAAAGUUAGCCUUUUUAUAUACAACUAUACUUAAUAUAUUCACGUCACUAAAUAAUUGAUUAAAACACACUUUUUUGCAAUGGUCUACAGUAGCCUCAACAGCACUCUCUAGGGUAACACCAUUGUUUAGCCGGAGGACAGCUAGUUUCCAUCCUCCUCUGGGUACAUUGACUUCAAUACAAAACCUAGGAGGCUUGUGGUUCUCACCCACUUCCAGUAAUUAUGACAACUUCCGGAGUACGUCCUCCAACCUAUCAUAGCUCUUGCAGUAUGAACUGACAUGUUGUCCAGAGAAUUAAUUUAUUUUUAUUUAUUAUUGUAUUUAUGAAUCUAGUACUGAAAGCAUAACUACAGCUAGCUAGCAGUGCAUAACAUGUGGUGAGUAGUUGACUCAAGGAGCGAGAAAGACAAUAGUUGUACAGUUUUGAACUAAUUAAUUUUUCUUUAAAAAUGAAGGAGAUGCAAGAGAGAGAGAGAGGUUUAGACUUUUUUUUUUACUUUAACUUUCACUUACUUAGCUAGAGAAUGCAGCUAGCUAGUUUAGCCUAUUCAAACACCUGGCUCAAACUCAAACAGAGAGGGAUGCUAUGUUAGCUAGCUGGCUAUGGCUAUCCAACACGGAAACUCUUCCGAGUCAAGGUAAGCUUUUGGUUUUAUUAAUUUAUUGCCACCAGGACCCACCGGUGUAACUGCUCAACUGCUUGCCUCUGACUGUACACUGUACUGCAUGAUUGUAGUGGGUUUAAUAACGCAUUAGAUCUAGCAGCUAUGUUGACUAUGAUGUUAAUAUGGUGACAACGAUGUAGGCUGUGUGUUGCGGUUAGCGGUUAUUAUAUUAAGAUUUGACUUGGAAAGGUUUUUUUUUUUUUCGCAUGGUCACAUAGAGCUGAUGUGUUGUUACUGAAGUCCACAAGCGAAGGGAAAAGGUGAGUGGAGGAAAGCGCGUAGAUGCGAGAAGGAAUUAUACAACAAUCAAAGGGAUCAUGCUGUUUGUAUGUGGCUGAUAUGAAAGUUAAAUGUGUUUGCUUUUGAUCAGGGGUGUAUUCAUUCCGCCGAUUCUGAAAAAAAUAAUAAUUCUUAAACGGAAGUAAACGGAAUGAAACAGGGAUAAACAUAACUGAAUUUGUCAAAUAGAAACUAUCAUUUGCAACUGUUGGAUUAAUGAAUACACUCUAAAUCAGCUAGAUGCAGACAAGAGUGUGCAAGUCGGUGUUGAAUAUGUCAAUGUCUUUCACCUUGAUUACAAAAAUGUAUCUCAACCUGUGCACCUACAUUGUAAACUUUCAUUCAAAUGCUAGGUUGUAGCAAGCUCAUGAUGGAUAUAGGGACAAUUUGAGUAUCAUGUAGUAGCCUAAACCUACCGAUGUUACGUUGAGCUGGGUGAAUGGAAUAUGAAUGACAAUCAUCCAAUAUGCUGUAGUAGAAAUACUCUAAGGCCAUGCUCAUAAAAAAAAAAAAUCGUCCUCCCUCAUCUUAAACGGCACCGACCGCCACUGGUGUGUGUGGUAAUUAAGGCUCGUCACACUGGCCUUAGCUUGUUUGUGUUUGUGGUUCACGUGUGUAUUGUCUAACCUGGUUUGUCUUUCCUCCAGUCUGUGUGGUGGAGCAGUUAUCGAUUGCAGGCUUCUUCUCUGAGUCCAUUCCUAAGAGCCGUCUGUUCCCUACGAUUCAUGACGCGGUGCUACACAGCCUCCGGCUGCAUGGGGCCUCAGACGUACCCAUCAUCUACGAGUAUGCUCUGGUGAGUGGAGCAGACUAUACAUAUAUUUUUUUUAUGAGCUACUUUCUUAUUAUUAUUAUUUCUUAAGCGAUACCAGGAAAUGUAUUAAUUAAUUAAUUCAUAUGGUCACAGAAUCGUAUGUUAUGUUCCUUCUGACACUAUCUCCUCUUCUAUUAGGACUUGACCUGCACUACCAAGAUGUAACCAACAGGGGUCACUUUGUUCCCCUUCCACUCCACCUUCCUCCUUUGGAAUAACUUUAGCUUUAGCCAAGGGGAAAAUGCCAAGGGGAAAACAUACAAUGGGUUAUUUCUUAAGCCUCACUGCUGAUGAUGUAAUCAUAAUGAUGUUGCAAAUUAUGUAAAUCAUUUUUCCUAAAUCAGAAACAUGGUAGUUCAAUAUCCACUGAAUGAGUAUGAAUACCAGAUAUUCACUCUGUUAUCCAAAGGUUGAGUGUUCAAAUCACAUCACGGACAACUUUAGCAUUUUAGCUAAUUAGCAACUUUGCAGCUACUUACCUCAUUUGAGCUACUUUGCAAAAACUUAGCAUUUUAGCUAGUCCUUCCCCUAACCCCUAGCCUAGCUAACGUUAUCCACCUAGCCAUC
Coregonus sp. 'balchen' is the source of this 22545-nucleotide messenger RNA. The record is from the annotation of a GenBank genome assembly. Lineage: Eukaryota; Metazoa; Chordata; Actinopteri; Salmoniformes; Salmonidae.